This is a messenger RNA of Physella acuta, 1182 nucleotides long. RefSeq names its product actin-like. The record is from RefSeq and is a predicted model, not a curated record. NCBI's taxonomy places the organism in Eukaryota, Metazoa, Mollusca, Gastropoda, Physidae.
AUGAUGUAUGAUGGAAGAGUUUUAGUAAUAGACAAUGGUUCCAAUACGUGCAAGGCCGGCUUUGCCGGAGAUGACGUUCCUUCAGUGACUUUUUCAUCCCUGGUUAGCAGACGACGGUUUGAGGUCAGAGAAUUUCGGCCUGGUGUUGUUGUCAACUGGGAUGACGCGGAAUAUAUUUGGAAACGCGUCUACAAUAAGUUGAAAGUUUUUUCACAAGAUCAUCCGGUGCUACUUACAGGGUCUUGCCACAGCCCACAAGCCAGCAGAGAAAAGGUGGCUGAAAUUAUGUUCGAAACUUUCCGAACCCCAGCUCUGUAUCUCGCGAACCAGAGCGUCUUAGCGCUGUACGCAUCUGGUCGUCUAGAUGGCGCUGUCUUGUACUGCGGAGAAAGCGUAACGGAAGUUGUUCCCGUUAGUGAAGGUGAAGCUGUUGAUCUUGCCAUAACGAGAUUUGACGUAUCCGGACGAGAUUUAACAGAGUAUUUGAACACUCUUCUUACUGAACGAAUAAUUAACUUUGCACGAAAUUCAAAUCGAGAUGUUGUUCAAAAUAUAAAAGAACAACGUUGCUAUGUAGCGUCUAAAUUUGAUAAGGAAAUGUGGACUCGAUACUGCAAGAAAACAUACACAUUACCCGACGGACAGGUCAUAACUUUAGAACAAGAAAUGUUCAAAUGCCCUGAAAGUCUUUUUCAGCCUUCGAUUGUUUUCCCGAAUUACCUGGGUAUCCACGAAGCCACGCAUAAUUCAAUCAUGAAGUGCAGUGAUGUAGAUACAGAUCUACGACAGUACAUGUUUUCUAACAAUUUAUUGGCUGGUGGGUCCACGAUGUUCCCAGGUUUCGCUGACCGACUGCAGAAAGAAAUUGCAACCCUUGCUCCGCGAUCAGUGAAGGUCAAGGUGCUGUAUCUGUCAUUAGCACCUGAUGAAUUUUCCAUCAUUUACACUAGCACCUUAUGUGUUACCAAACAUACAAAAACUCAUCAACUAAACGAGGUGAAAAGCUCUAACUCUUAUGGCAGCAGAAAGCAGAGAGAUAAAAAUCAGUGUACACAAAAGCCUAAACAGUGUCAUCCCUGUGUCAUCAAGGUGGGAAUGCAAGAAGACACACAGCAUCCAACAACACUUGGCAUCCAGAAACAGAUCCUAGCUGGCCACUUUGCAUCCAGCGACAGGUCCUAG